AUGGCCUCCUCUGCCGCCCAUGUCCCGGGCCCCAAUCCCCAGGCCAUCGCGCGCUACUCGGCCAUAAUCGUACCGCUGAUAAUAACGGCCAUCGUGGGCUGGGCCUCCUACGUAACCAUCGUGCAAGUCGCUGUCUACCGGCUGCUGCAGCGCUACCACCAGCGCGCCGCCGCCAUUGCUGUCAUUGUGCUUUACUCGGUCUCUCUCUUCAUGGCCGCCCUCUGUUACCUCCGCCUGCUGCAGACCGUCUGGACCAAUCCCGCCUACCUUCCGCUGGGCCGGACCAAGGCCGACGAGCGCAGGCGCAAGAGUAGAGGCCGGAUACGACGCAAGCUGAGGGGGAAGCAUGAGCGCGAGGCGGAAGAGGGCGGCCAUUUGGAUGGCGGCAGCGAUGUCACUGCCAACGAUCCGGACCUGGGCUGGGGGCUUGAGCAGCAUGCCGAGAAGAUACGUAAUCUGGAGGCCUUCCGACCCAAGGAGGUUUUCGUCUGCGACUAUGAAGGCAUGCCGAUCUGGUGUGAAAAGUGCGCGUGCUGGAAGCCAGAUCGUGCCCAUCAUAGCAGCGAUGUGGGUAGAUGUGUGAGAAGGCUAGAUCAUUUCUGUCCAUGGGUCGGAGGCGUUGUGUCGGAGACAACGAUGAAGUUCUUCAUUCAAUUCACUUUCUACGCUGCUUUUCUGGCCGUGUUUGUCCUGGUCACGGAUGCGGCCGUUUUGGCAAAAGAUAGGCAUAAUGACUACGGCACAAAUGCUCAAUUAGCCGUCCUUCUUGGCUUCAGCGGCCUCUUCACGCUGUUCAGCACCGGCAUCUUUGGCAAUACCCUGCACAUGGCGCUCUCCAACCUCACCAGCAUCGAGGCCAUCAACAAAGGCAACAACACCUAUCAUCUCUCCGUGCUAGUGACGCCAGUCUGGUACCGCGGCGACACGAAUGAAUACCCUUUCCGCACGACCAGCUACCCCGGCGCUCCAGGCGCGACUUACGCCAUUCUGUUCACGCAUCCCGGUGACAACCCGUGGGACGUGGGCUGGUUUGGCAAUCUGAAGAGCGUCUUGGGGGAGAGCGUGCUGGAUUGGUGGGUGCCAUUGAGAUAUGGGCCUUGUACGACGCAUGACAGUUUGGAGAGCGAUUUUCCUAUGGGCAAGGCAGUAGAUGACUUGAAAAAAGAGGCGGCCGGCUUUUGA
Aplosporella prunicola CBS 121167 is the source of this 1182-nucleotide messenger RNA. RefSeq lists its product as uncharacterized. The transcript is spliced from 2 exons. Gene Ontology annotation, molecular function: protein-cysteine S-palmitoyltransferase activity. Gene Ontology annotation, biological process: protein targeting to membrane; peptidyl-L-cysteine S-palmitoylation. The record is from RefSeq and is a predicted model, not a curated record. The coding region runs from base 1 to 1182 and encodes 393 amino acids. Gene Ontology annotation, cellular component: endoplasmic reticulum; Golgi apparatus. NCBI's taxonomy places the organism in Eukaryota, Fungi, Ascomycota, Dothideomycetes, Botryosphaeriales, Aplosporellaceae.